Molecule: messenger RNA, 1088 nt
Organism: Zea mays
Lineage: Eukaryota; Viridiplantae; Streptophyta; Magnoliopsida; Poales; Poaceae
Exons: 3
Coding region: 190-867 (225 amino acids)
Source: RefSeq, a predicted model, not a curated record
UUAAAACACCUUAAGAGCCUCCACAUUAAACACCACUGUACAUGCCAUUACAGGCCAAUCUGGCAUAGUACAUGCUUUUAGAGUAAGGUCACUCGCUAUGCAAAACAAAUUGCCACUAGAAUGUUUUUGUACUGCUGGUAACAUGUAAACUUAUGAAGUAAUAGCACUAUAUAACUGAAUGGUACUAUUAUGCAUCUGCUGGACCACCUAUUUGCGGAAUGCAGAAACCAGGGGGAGGAUUUGGUUAACAGAGGAGUGAUAACAAUGAAAGACAUUGAAGAAAUGAAGUCUGGCAAAGUUGGCAGCGGUGUUCUUAAUGUUGGCCUACCAGCAUAUGUUAUCCUUAAUGCACUCCUUCGGUCUGCAAAAGCUGAUUCUGUCGGGCUAAUCUUAAGUGAUGGCUCUGAGAUUACAUCUGACAAUAGACCUAAAAACACCAUCUUUGAUUGGUUCUUUGACCCGCUUAUGGUUAUAAAGGAACAGAUCAAAGCUGAGAAUCUCACUGACGAAGAGGAAGAGUAUCUGAAAAUGUGUGUGUUGUUGGCUGGUGAUCCAAGUCGCCUGAAAGGCUCUCUGCCUCAUGUUCCAUCCUUGAUUGAACGUAAAAAGGCAGAUAUAGACGCAUUCACUCGCAGGUUGCAAGGAAUCACAAAGUCGAUAUCUAGAUAUCCUACAUCAAAGAGCCGCUUCGACGUCCUUGUGAAGGCGCUCUUGUCAGAGCUGGAGAGGACGAUGGGUCAAUCUGGCAAUGGAUCCCAGUCCCAGGCGCACAGGCUGCGAAACUCGGUAGCCCGGAUGCUGAGCCAGAAAUCUAUGGGCAAGACUGCCAACAUCAGGGAAAAGAGGAAAAGAAGGAACUAUCUCUAAAGAAUGAUCGAGCAGGCAUGUGGAUUCUUGUUGCUAAGUUGAAAAGAGGGGCUUUAGACAUAUCUGAUUUGAAUGUUGAUGAUCGAACUAAAGUGUAAGGGCGUAGCGAUCACCACAUUGUUGUCUCAUAAUCGGUGUUAAUGAAAAAUAACAUGGUGUUGCACGAAAUCUCUACUUUCUCUUGUAAGAAGGAUUGUUCUAUCGGCAUAAUUUGAUUUGCA